Toxorhynchites rutilus septentrionalis is the source of this 816-nucleotide messenger RNA. RefSeq lists its product as uncharacterized. The transcript has a single exon. NCBI's taxonomy places the organism in Eukaryota, Metazoa, Arthropoda, Insecta, Diptera, Culicidae. The coding region runs from base 1 to 816 and encodes 271 amino acids. The record is from RefSeq and is a predicted model, not a curated record.
AUGGGGAAGAAGGCAAAGGCGAAGCUGCAACUCCGGGAGUCCGUCAUCGGAUUUAUACACCGAACCGAAAAGGUCGUUGAAAAUUACAACGCUGACACCGAUUUCCACCAACUGCAAGCACGGAUAGGAAAACUGGAUGAGAAGUGGAGCGAGUUUGAAAGCGUACAAGGUGAAAUCGAGGAAAUGGAGGAGGAUGAAACCAACAUGGAGACGCACGAGCAGGUUCGAGCGGAGUUCGAGGAGCUGUAUUUUAAGGUAAAGGCAGGGUUGAAAUCCAAACUACCACCCUCAACCCCCUCUUCCACUACUACUACUCCCACUAGAGAUAAGAAUGUGGGUUCAUGUUCUGGCAUACGCUUGCCCAAGAUCAGCUUGCCAGAAUUCAGUGGGGAGUACGACAAAUGGUUGCCAUUCUUCGACACUUUUCGAUCACUUAUCCACGAUAAUACGGAUUUAAAUCUGAUCCAAAAAUUCCACCAUUUGCGAGCGUCUCUAAGGGGUGAGGCACUUAAGGUGGUAGAUUCCUUUCAAAUGAGUGAAGCUAGUUAUGGGGUCGCAUGGUCCGCUUUGGUGAAACGGUAUUCGAAUAAAUAUCUCCAGAAGAAGCGCCAUGUCAACGCGCUUUUGCAGUACCCGAAGGUGAAAAGGAUGUCGGCAAAUGGUAUUCACGAUUUGAUUGAAUGUUUCGAUCGACAUACGAAGAUUCUUGAUCAACUGGGAGAGAAUACUUCGGACUGGGGAGCGAUGUUGAUGCAGCUGUUGGUGUCGAAGCUUGAUGAUGAGUCGCUCAAAGACUGGGAGGAGCGUGCGGUCUAG